GCCGCGGGGGCGCGAGAGGGGGCCGCGGCGGUUGCAGCCCGCAGCGAGCGUUUCGGAUGCUGCUGCUCCGUGCUGCUCGGUGGGGGAAAAACAAGAAAAGAAGCAAAAAGAAGAAAGAAAAAAAGCCCCUUUCAGCUCCUCCCUGCCUGCUGAGAUGUUUAUAGGAGCUGGGUGUCUGCAGUCACGUUAUCCAGAAGUCUGUGCCGGGAGUGGUACCACGUGGGAUGGUGCGGCAACGAGGAGAGCCCGGAGCGUCCCGGGGAGCAGCUACAGGGCAGCAUUCAGCAGCGCAACCAGCCCACACUCCCCGGAGCCCAUUGCUGCGGGGGAUGAAGUGCUCCUGUGUCCUAGAGAUGCUUUUUCUAUGAUAGCCAAACACUGCUUGCUCUGAAGGUCUCGAUGCUGACCCAAAGCAUCACUCCCAAGCUGAGGCAGGGUGCGUGGAGGUGGCCUUGUCCCCUCUACAUUCACAGAAUCAUAGAAUCCUUUUGGUUGGAAAAGACCUUCAAGAUCAUCAACCACUCACUUCACACUGCCAAGCUCACCACUAACCCAUGGCUCUCAGUACUUCAUCUGUGAGACUUUUGAAUACCUUCAGGGAUGAGGACUCCCCCACUUCCCUGGGCUGCCUGUGACUGUGCUUAAUAACCCUCUUGGUAAAAAAGGACCGCCUGGGUCACAGCCCUCGCCACACGCACAGCCUCCACCCCACAAUCCUAACAGCAUGAUGGGACCCCACAGUCAGCCGUUCAUGUCGCCGCGCUACGCUGGAGGUCCCCGGCCCCCCAUCAGGAUGGGCAACCAGCCCCCGGGUGCCGUUCCCGGUACACAGCCGUUGCUGCCCAACUCGAUGGAUCCCACGCGACAGCAAGGGCACCCUAACAUGGGCGGCCCCAUGCAAAGGAUGAAUCCCCCGCGAGGGAUGGGCCCCAUGGGUCCCGGUCCGCAGAACUACGGCAGCGGCAUGAGACCUCCACCCAACUCCCUAGGCCCUGGCAUGCCUGGAAUUAACAUGGGGCCGGGAGCGGGCAGACCCUGGCCGAACCCCAGCAGUGCUAACUCAAUCCCAUACUCUUCUUCAUCGCCUGGUACAUACGUGGGUCCUCCCGGCGGCGGCGGUCCCCCGGGGACACCCAUCAUGCCCAGUCCCGCAGAUUCAACAAAUUCAAGUGACAACAUCUACACAAUGAUUAAUCCAGUACCGCCCGCAGGCAGUCGAUCGAAUUUCCCGAUGGGCCCUGGCUCGGACGGCCCGAUGGGCGGCAUGGGCGGCAUGGAGCCCCACCACAUGAACGGAUCCUUAGGGUCAGGAGACAUAGAUGGACUUCCAAAAAAUUCUCCAAACAACAUAAGUGGCAUUAGCAAUCCCCCGGGCACUCCAAGAGACGACGGGGAGCUGGGAGGCAACUUUCUCCAUUCCUUCCAAAAUGACAAUUAUUCCCCCAGCAUGACGAUGAGUGUGUGAUUUCCCUCCCCCUCCUCCUCUCCAGGAUCAAGAGAGUCAGCUGCCGUUCGGAGGAUCUCAACGACUUAUGCAAGAAGCAGAAGCAGAAGAAGCUAGGUGUAUGGGCAGGGAGACGCGUGGCGGGGGCCAAACCCCCAGGUUUAGUUUCAUGCAAUAAAAAGGCUGAACUUUUUAUUCCAUAAAACAUGAAGGACACAACUUAAAAAAAAAAAAAACAAAAGAUAUUUCAAGACAUGACAAGACCCUUCUUUGUGCAGAAGGGUUUAUAUAUGUACAUGACACUUCUUUUUGGAAACAAACGGAAGCCUCUAGCACCCAACUCUCCGAUCUCUCUUUGCUUUGUUCUUUUAAAUAAAGACAGAAACCGAACCUGUUGUAUGUUUGUGCCGUGCGACACCAGGAAGCUAGUCUAGAUAUGAAAGCUCAUGUUGUCUCUGUUGUAGUCAUUUUUUUUAAAUAAACUGGACAGUUUACAAUGGUG
This is a messenger RNA of Colius striatus (speckled mousebird), 1946 nucleotides long. RefSeq names its product single stranded DNA binding protein 3 (gene SSBP3). Gene Ontology annotation, biological process: positive regulation of transcription by RNA polymerase II. The transcript is spliced from 14 exons. Gene Ontology annotation, cellular component: nucleus. Gene Ontology annotation, molecular function: protein binding; single-stranded DNA binding. The record is from RefSeq and is a predicted model, not a curated record. The coding region runs from base 725 to 1465 and encodes 246 amino acids. NCBI's taxonomy places the organism in Eukaryota, Metazoa, Chordata, Aves, Coliiformes, Coliidae.